Messenger RNA from Plasmodium relictum, 1278 nucleotides. Its product is annotated as DNA/RNA-binding protein KIN17, putative. Gene Ontology annotation, biological process: DNA replication; DNA damage response. The record is from RefSeq and is a predicted model, not a curated record. The transcript is spliced from 3 exons. Gene Ontology annotation, molecular function: double-stranded DNA binding. Bases 1 to 1278 code for a protein of 425 amino acids. NCBI's taxonomy places the organism in Eukaryota, Apicomplexa, Aconoidasida, Haemosporida, Plasmodiidae. Gene Ontology annotation, cellular component: nucleus.
AUGCCUCGUGCUGAACCAGGAACACCAAAAUGGCUAGCCAAUAAAAUGAAGGCAAAAGGCCUUCAGAAGUUGAAGUGGUAUUGUCAAAUGUGUGAGAAACAAUGUAGAGAUGAAAAUGGUUUUAAAUGUCAUAGAUUAUCGGAAACACACCAAAGACAAAUGCAAAUAUUUUGUCAAGAUGCAAAUAAGUUCAUGGAUGAAUAUUCCUCAAUGUUUGAAAAGGAGUUCAUGAGAUUAAUGAAGACUAGAUUUUGCCGAACGCGUAUAUUAGCUAAUACUGUAUACACAAAUUUGAUAAGUGAUAAAACACAUAUACAUAUGAAUGCUACUGUAUGGGUUACUUUAACUGAUUUUGUUCUAUAUUUAGGAAAAACAGGAAAAUGUAAAAUUGAACAUACGGAAAGAGGAUGGUAUUUAGAAUAUAUUGAUAGAGAAAAAAUUGAGAGAGAGAAAUCCUUUCAAGAAAGAAAAAAAAUGGAUUAUUCUUAUGAGCAAUUAAAAGAAAAAAAAAUCAAUAAAGCAAUUGACGAAGCAAAAAAGGAAGGAAAGUUUAUUGAACCAGAAUAUACAGGAAUUGAAAAAAAAAAUGAUGAAAAAAUUGUUAUAUCAUCUAUUAAAACAAAAAGUAAUAAUCAAGUAACUAAACCAAAUGUUAAUAUAUUUUUAACAGCUCUAAAAAAGAGUGAAGAAAAGAAAAAAAAAGCAGAUGAUUUAUUGAAUAAACAAGAUAAUGAAAAAAAGGAAUUGUCAAAAAAAAGACCCUUAUCAUCUUUGGAGUUACUUAUUUUAGAAAAUGAAGAAAAAAAGAAAUUAAAAAAAAGUGUAACAGAUUUAAAUAAUCAUAAAAAUAAUUUCGAUAAAUCUGAAAAAUUUAAUGAAAAGAAUGAAAAAAAAAUAUAUCAAGAACACCAAAAUUAUGAGGAUGAAGAUGAUAUAUGGAUUUGUAAAAAUAUAAUAGUUAAAGUAAUUGAUAAGAAGCAUAAAUAUCAUAACAAAAAAGGUGUCAUAAUUUCAGUAUUUUCGAAUGAUAAAAAAAAAUGUGAAAUAGAAAUGCACAAUAAAGAAAUAUUCACUGCACAUCAAAAGCAACUCCAAACAGUUAUACCAAAAAUUGGAAGACAAGUUUUAAUUUUGAAAGGAAAGUAUAAGGGUACAAAAGGAGAAAUUAAAAAGAUUUUAAGUGAUAAAGAAGCUGUCAUAGUAGCCUUGAAGGAUAAAAAUUUAGAUGAUAUUGUUUCAGAGCACAUGUCAUAUGACGAUGUAAGCAAAUUACAAUAA